This is a messenger RNA of Corylus avellana, 2253 nucleotides long. Its product is annotated as putative methyltransferase PMT15. NCBI's taxonomy places the organism in Eukaryota, Viridiplantae, Streptophyta, Magnoliopsida, Fagales, Betulaceae. Gene Ontology annotation, cellular component: endosome; trans-Golgi network; cytoplasm. The record is from RefSeq and is a predicted model, not a curated record. Gene Ontology annotation, molecular function: methyltransferase activity.
CUCGUGGAGGCGCCUCUUCUUUGCGAUCCUUCAAUUCAUUUCAAGCGCGUCUCCCUCACGCGCAACCUUGAUAACUCCACUCGUCAACCCCACAAUUCAUAAAUAAACACACGCUCUCUCUCUCCCUCUGUAUCUCUCUCGCUCUCUCUCUGUGUGGUGGCCGGUGGCGGUGGGGGUUGAUUUCAAUGGCUUUCCAAAACCCACUGUUGCAUUUGCUGUGCUUGAAGAGCAAAAGAGCCAGCCUCUACUACUUGGGUUCAACAGCCAUCCUCUGCUCCCUCUUCUACCUCGUCGGUCUCUGGACCCACUCCUCUUCCACCACAGCCGCCGUUAUAUCCUCCGCCUUCUCCGGCGUCUCAUGCUCCGACCAACCCCGCAACGCCACCACCACCACCACCACUGUCCACCUUGACUUCUCCGCGCACCACCAGGGUCCGGACCCUCCUGUCAAUUACGAUGAGCGUCGUGUCGACCGAAUUCCCCCCUGCGACGCCAAUCUCUCCGAGUACACGCCAUGCGAGGACGCCCAGAGGUCCCUCAAGUUCGACCGCAACAUGCUCAUAUACCGAGAGCGGCACUGCCCCGAGCCGCACGAGGUACUCCGGUGCCGGGUCCCCGCGCCGACCGGUUACAGAGUUCCCUUCCGUUGGCCGCAGAGCAGGGACUCGGUGUGGUACGCCAACGUGCCACAUAAGUGGUUGACGGUGGAGAAGAAGAAACAGAACUGGGUCCUGUUCGAGCGCGACCGGUUCAGGUUCCCCGGCGGCGGGACCAUGUUCCCCAACGGUGCGAAUGCGUACAUUGAUGAUAUUGGGAGGCUGAUCAAUCUCAAGGAUGGCUCUAUAAGGACCGCCAUUGAUACCGGUUGUGGGGUGGCUAGUUGGGGAGCUUACCUUCUUUCGAGGAACAUUGUGGCAGUAUCAUUUGCACCAAGAGACACACAUGAAGCUCAGGUCCAAUUUGCACUUGAGCGAGGGGUGCCUGCAUUGAUUGGAGUUAUUGCUUCAAUCAGGCUUCCUUACCCUUCAAGAGCCUUUGACAUGGCUCACUGCUCACGUUGCCUAAUUCCCUGGGGCCAGAAUGAUGGGCAUUAUUUGAUCGAAGUUGAUCGAGUUCUUCGUCCUGGUGGGUAUUGGAUCCUGUCGGGGCCACCGAUAAACUGGGAGAAACACUGGAAAGGCUGGAACAGAACACGCGAAGAUCUUAGAACAGAGCAAACCAUGAUUGAGAAUGUUGCCAGAAGCCUAUGCUGGAAAAAAUUGAAACAAAAGGAUGAUCUUGCUAUUUGGCAGAAACCAACUAAUCAUGUCCACUGCAGAAUGAACAGGAAGGUUUUCAAACAUCCACGGAUGUGCCAAGCUCAGGAUCCAGACAAGGCAUGGUACACUAAAAUGGAGAGUUGUUUAACCCCACUUCCUGAAGUUUCCGACAUUAAAAAAGUGGCAGGUGGGGAACUAGCAAAAUGGCCAGAGAGACUGACUGCAAUUCCACCAAGGAUUAGUGGAGGAACUUUGGAAGGAAUUACAGCUGAGAUUUUCAGAGAGAAUACAGAGCUAUGGAGAAAGAGAGUAGCUUAUUACAAAUCCCUGGACAAUCAAUUAGCUGAGCAGGGGAGGUAUCGGAACUUGCUGGAUAUGAAUUCUUUCUUGGGAGGAUUUGCAGCUGCAUUGGUUAAUGAUCCUGUGUGGGUUAUGAACAUUGUUCCCGUUGAGGCUGAGAUCAACACCCUUGGGGCCAUCUAUGAACGAGGAUUGAUUGGAACCUAUCAAAAUUGGUGCGAGGCCAUGUCCACUUAUCCACGAACUUACGAUUUUAUCCAUGCUGAUUCAGUUUUUAGCCUCUACAAGGGCAGAUGUGAUAUGGAAGAUAUACUUUUAGAGAUGGACCGGAUUUUGCGGCCGGAAGGUAGUGUGAUUUUCCGGGAUGAUGUAGACUACUUGGUGAAAAUCAAGAGCAUCAUAGAUGCAAUGCAAUGGGAUAGCAGAAUUAUAGACCAUGAAAAUGGGCCACAUCACAGAGAGAAGAUUUUGUUGGCAUCCAAGCAGUAUUGGACAGCUCCAGCCCCUGACGGGAAUAAAGGAGGAAGUAAAAGUGCUUCUUUAUAAAAGCUAUUCUUCUUCUGCUUUCUUGAAUCAAAUUUUCAAUUUUUCUGUUAAUAACUUUAUCAGACGCUGAUUCUUUGACGCCCACUAUUUUUUUAUUGUUUGGGCAACGGGGGUAUAUAACAUUUACAUGAAGGCCUUGAUUUUGUCC